AUGAGGAGCGUAGCAACUUGUUAUAGUGAACAUGCCAUUAAGGUCUCAGAUUCCUAUUGUUCAGGCUCUUCAAACUUGGCCAAUUAUCUCACCCCAAAACUCAACCCUUGUUAUUCAACCCCAAGAGAAGUCACUUGCAUUUACAAAACAAAGCUCUCAAACCAAAACCAAGUCCUCAUGAUCACGCUCACUUGGUUCAGCAACCUCACAGCCGGGAUCAAAGUCGUUGGCGGCGGCGGCGGCGAAAAGGCGAUAAGCUCGGAGACUUUCAAGCGGCUAAAGAAGCAAAAGGGCAACGAGAAUUUCAUUUCAUCUUGUGGUAACCACGAGGUUGAAGUUUUGUGGGAUUUUUCCAACGCCAAGUAUGAAGGAGGGCCAGAGCCGGUUGAUGGUUUUUACGUCAUGGUUUUGGUUGACUCGGAACUUUGCCUGGUUCUUGGUCACAAGGACUAUAUUGCAAAGAAUAAUAAUAGUAAUAUCAAUCUUAUCACAGGAUUUCCAAAUGGGAAAUUCUCCUUGGUUUCUAGGAGUGAGAGGUUGAUAUCUUGUAACGCUUUCUACUCCACAAAGGCUCAGUUUUGUGACGAGGGAAUUCAACAUGAUAUUGUGAGGAGAUUGAGGUGGAAUUUUCGUGGGAAUCAAGCGAUUUUCUUGGACGGAUUGUUGGUUGAUAUGAUGUGGGAUGUUCAUGAUUGGUUCUUCAAUUCGAGUAGUACUUCUGGUUGUGCCGUUUUCAUGUUCAGGACAAGAACUGGGUUGAACAGCAGGCUUUGGUUGGAACAAACGACAGUUUUGGAGCACAAGGAAGAAGCUGCAGGUCAUGAGUUUUCAUUGCUCAUCUGUGCUUGUAAGAAUCCUGACUGA
Molecule: messenger RNA, 864 nt
Organism: Morus notabilis
Lineage: Eukaryota; Viridiplantae; Streptophyta; Magnoliopsida; Rosales; Moraceae
Exons: 2
Coding region: 1-864 (287 amino acids)
Source: RefSeq, a predicted model, not a curated record